Pseudozyma hubeiensis SY62 is the source of this 1086-nucleotide messenger RNA. RefSeq lists its product as hypothetical. The transcript has a single exon. The record is from RefSeq and is a predicted model, not a curated record. Gene Ontology annotation, molecular function: protein-folding chaperone binding; protein folding chaperone. NCBI's taxonomy places the organism in Eukaryota, Fungi, Basidiomycota, Ustilaginomycetes, Ustilaginales, Ustilaginaceae. Gene Ontology annotation, cellular component: cytoplasm; nucleus. Bases 1 to 1086 code for a protein of 361 amino acids.
AUGAACCGCUUUCCCGAGACGGAUCCUUACGAGGUGCUCGGCCUCUCUCGAGGCUGUAGCGCAUUCGAUAUCCGCAUGGCCUACAAGAAGCUAGCACUCAAAAACCAUCCCGAUAGAGCACCACCAGCGGACAAGGAACAAGCAACGGCUCGCUUCAAGAUCGUCGGAGAAGCCUACGAGCUGUUGUCCGAUGAUCGGAAGCGCCGCGAAUACGAUGCAUUUGGCCCCGGGAGCAGCAAGGGCUUCGGACCUGCGGAAGAUUACCAAGAUGACAUCAGCCGCAAGCACUUUGGCACGAGUCCCGACGGCGUACCUUUCAGCUUUAUGUGGGAAUCCAGUGCUGAUUCGGCCAGGCGUUCUCAAGCAGGACGACGUGCGGGUAGGCCGUUUGGUGCGGACGGAUUCGAUCCAUUCGAACUGUUUAACAUGAUGUUCACCAAGGAGUUCGGUUCGAUGAACGGUGGCGGGAACGUAGGAGGCGGACGAGGCGGAGCCCAAGACCCUUUCGGGAUGAUGAAUGCGGGCCAUCCGAUGGGCAGCGGCAGCUUGUUUGGCGACAAUGAUCCCUUCUUCCAGAAUCAUCGCAGGAUGGCGGACACCGGCGGAUUCGGGUUUGGAAUGCCAUUUGCAGGAUCAAGAGGUCCACCUGGUCCGCCGAUGGGCAUGCAGGCACCAGGUGGGCCCUUUGGCGAAGGGUUCGGCCAUCGCAGCAGCACAAGCAGUAGCAGCAUGUCGAGCACCACCUACGGCGGAUUCUCCGGCACAAGCGAAAGCACGACUACCCGCAUCGUCAACGGACGCAAAGAGACCGUCACACGCAAAGUGGAUCAGAACGGCAACGAGACGAUCCACAUCACGACGCCCGAAGGAAGCACAGUGCACGUCAAUGGAGUACAGCAACAGCACCAUCCGCUGCUUGCGAAUACCACAGCUGCUUCAUCCACGGCUCUGCCCAGCACAGACACGGCAAGGCAGACGAGCCACACCGGAACGGCCGCCGAUCCUAUUGUGAUUGACGCUGAGUCAGAGCCCGCAACGCCCUCGCAUGACAUGGGCGGAUAUGCCUCUGGCCGGUUCAACUUUUAG